This is a messenger RNA of Gadus morhua (Atlantic cod), 3264 nucleotides long. It is a transcript of the gene esama, whose product is annotated as endothelial cell adhesion molecule a. The record is from RefSeq and is a predicted model, not a curated record. Bases 430 to 1953 code for a protein of 507 amino acids. The transcript has 7 exons. Gene Ontology annotation, biological process: homophilic cell-cell adhesion. NCBI's taxonomy places the organism in Eukaryota, Metazoa, Chordata, Actinopteri, Gadiformes, Gadidae. Gene Ontology annotation, molecular function: cell-cell adhesion mediator activity. Gene Ontology annotation, cellular component: adherens junction; plasma membrane.
UGAAAAGGAUACGGGGCGACAAGUUGCCUAGUUGUUGUCGCCUUGGUCACUGCGAGUCAUUUCCAAAUGCAGCCGAGCCUUAAACCAAGAAAGGUCGCCACGCUGGACCUUUAAAGUGUCGAGGUGGGUGACACGUGCACGCCGUCCCUAGUAGGUACUACUGUCCCUGCGCGCGACGUCCGCCUACGCCAAACAGCGUCAACUUCACAGCUGACUACAAACAAAACCUCCGGCAAAGUAAAAAAAAAGAAAAGCCAAAACAAAAAAGGAUUUCCUGCUGUGGAUACUGGCUCCAAGUUCCUGCACUUGGAGAUUCAACAAGAUAACACCGCACUUGCUGGAGUUGAAGAGCGGAACCUGCUCAUAUUAAGGCGUGGGGAGACUCGGCGUUUGGAAGUGGAGAGACUUGGAUCACGCGUGUGCUGAGCCAUGGAGGUCGAUAAUUCAAUGAAAUUUACCGCGCUGUCACUUACUUUGCUUUGGGGGCUUUCAGGUGUGUGGGCCCAGAUUCAGAUGCCUACCCCCCAAUUGGAGGUGAGGAAAGGGCAGACGGCGACUCUGCAGGCCUGGUACACCCCCAAGCAGGGCACUGACAUCAGCCUCAACACCAUCACCUGGACCUUUGUCACCAACAGCUCAAAGCUGAUCAUCUCCUACACCAAGGACUCGGUCAGCAUUGGGAAGUCCCAGUUCAGAGGCCGCCUGGGCUUCACCCAGGACAUGCCCUCCGCCGUGGUCUCCCUGUUAAUCAACAGCACCCAGGAGGCCGACUCGGGCCGCUUCCUGGUUCAGGUCAUCAUCCCCGGGGAUGAUGACCUGACCGCCGAGCUCCGACUCAACGUCGUCGUGCCCCCGGCCGUCCCCAAGUGCUCCAUGGCAGGCAGGCCGGUGCAGAAGGGCAAUGUGACGCUGAGCUGCCGGUCCGGGGAGGGCAAGCCGCUCCCGAUGUACAAGUGGAUCAAGACCAACCCCACCUCUGAGGUGUUCUUCUCCCCCAUGCUGAACGAGCGGACCGGCACACUGCGGCUGAGCAACCUGAGCAGCUCCAUGUCGGGGAAGUACGAGUGCACGGCCCGGAACACGGUCGGCUCCGAGAGCUGCUUCAUCAACCUGCAGAUCAGCUCCACCAACUCGGGGAAGAUCGCCGGGGCAGUGGUGGGCGCGCUGGUGGGCUUCGUCAUCCUGCUCGUCUUCAUCUUCUUCCUGCUGAAGAGGAGAAGAGAUAAUGAGGAGGAGAUCGCCAACGACAUCAAAGAGGACGCCCAGGCCCCCAAGCGAGUGUCCUGGGCCAAGAGCGGAAUGGGCUCAGACAUCUUCUCCAAAAACGGCACCCUGUCCUCCAUCAGCUCCAGCCGGCACCCCAAGGAGCCCUUCCACGCCAGCAACCACCACCACCAGCCGCCCCCACCCCAGAGCCACAGCCUGCAGCAGUACCCCCAGCGCCCGGCCUCCGACACCGCCUCCAUCAACACCGCCACGGGCAGCAUCGCCGGCUACCGGCCCCCCCAGCAGCAGCGCCACCAGGGGGGCGCCUCCACCCCCACCCAGUACGGCGCCUACAACGGCAACGGGGCCACCCUGCCCCGGGACCAGUACCCGGACGGAGCCCCGCAGGAGCCCAGGGCGCACGGGGAGCACCCCCAUAGCGGCACCCUGCCCCUGGGCCACACGGAGAGGCCCACCAGGCUGCCCCAGGCCCAGCCGCUGGCCCAGGGCUACGGCCCCAACCAGGGCUACGGCCAGGCCCAGGGCUACGGCCAGGGCUACAGCCAGGCCCAGGGCUACGGCCAGGGCCAGGACUACGGCCAGGUGCAGUCCGCCCAGCCCGCUCUGCUUCCUAUCCCCCGGCCCCCCGCCCUGCCCACCUCCGUCAUAUCCGCCUCCAACAUUGCCCGCAUGGGGGGGGUGCCCAUCAUGGUGCCGGCUCAGAACCAGGCCGGAUCGCUCGUGUGAAGAAAUGAAGAAAUAAAUAAGGUCAAAAUUACUUGAACGGCAAGUAAAAAAAAAGAAAAGAAAACAGCCAUGGAAGCCUGCGUUUUUUGUUAUGGUUUCAUCGUUUUCCUCCAGUGAGUGGAACUGUGGAGCUUCUCUGCUGGUAUUCCACUGAGAAGGCAUUCACAAAGACACAGAGAAUGUUGGUUUGAUGUCUUCAGCGCAAACAGCUUUGUUCCAUUAUGAUGAAUAAUCAAAUGUUUGCCUAAAACAUGAAAACUGCAACUUCAUUUUUUUCUACAAUAUCCACCAAUGAAGAUAGAAUUUUGUCCAAGAUUGUAACAAUCCUUCCAGUUUCCAAAAAACUGCAUCAAAAUUCAAUUCCACAUAGUUCUGCAGAAUUGUACUAGUUAAUGUUUAUCGACUGCCUUUUUAUGUGACUUCACUGUCUGGCUGACAAAAUAAAAAAAUGUAAACGCCAUCCUAUGGUUAGUUGUAUUAGGGUCAUUACACUGUAAGUUUAGAGUCUACCUAUACAAAGACGGUCAAAUGAAUGAAGGGGCAAAUCUAUGCUGUUUUAUAGUUGGUCGUGUGUAACUUUUCAAAAGGGGUCGACUUGGCGGAGGAUGAUUUCCUCCGGGUUGAUCCAUUAUUCACCAUUCUGGGCCGUGCUAGGUGUGAAGACAGCUGGACGCAUAUGAUAACAUAAACACACGCCAUAUUAAUUAUAUAUUUCCCUGCUGUGAUGGUUGUGUCGGAUUAUUUUUAAACACUGGAGCAAAAUAUAUUUUAAAAUGUGUCUUUAUCAUUCAUCUUUUUUUAUUGUUAUUUCUUUCGUUAAUAUUCUGAGGAUGAUGCAUCCAGGAAGAUAAACAGGAUCUUCAUUUGUAUACACUCCUUUUACUCUUCACACGAAUGGUCCAAUAUUGUGUACAUACUAGCAGUGUACAUUAUAUAAAUAUGACAUAUAUUCAAGCCUUUAUUUUUAUACUGCAACGUAUGGUAAGUGAUUCAAUUUGGUGGAAGACAAACCAAUGUCCCAAAUAAAUGUAUAAUUACUCGGUUGUCAAAUUACAUACAAAUGUUGUCCAACCUAAUAUUAUACUGUAUCCUUAAGCUGAACAUGUAGAAUACGAGCAGUGUUUAUAUGUUCUUUCUGUAUUUAUGUCCAAGUCUUUGUAUAAUUUUUUCAAUUAAAAGAGAAUUGUUGGUCAAUUUCUCGUUAUGUUAACCAUACAAUAGCUUUUAAAAAUAUGUUAUAAGAAAAAUUAUUUAUGGAAGAAAUGUCAUCUUUAUCACCAAUUAUAUGUAAAAACAUUUAAGAAAAAAUGA